AUUUAUGUGGAGAAAACACCACUAGGUAUAGCGUCUUUGUUGUUCCUAUCCCAGCCGUGUGCUCGCUCACUCUCUCUGUGUCUGUGUCUCUCUCCCCACACUGCCAUUCAAUCAAGUGAAUACUGAAGGUAGUGUAGCCCAGCGCUUCGAUAAGGGGAUUGUUUCCAUUUAUAUCCCAGUGGAAUGCGUGAACAGUUCAAGCCCACGGCUAUGAGGUGUUCCUUGUUUUAGAGGAGAUUUUUUUUACCAGCUUCUCCCUCUGUCUCUUUCUCACUCCGUCAUGUGCUUGUUUAUGCAGAUCAGAGUCCCUCUGAGGAUUCCUGUGCUACCUGGACUAAAACCAGCUCUACUAAAGCUCAGGAGUUCUUACCAUAGUUAAAACGAUAAAGUUCACAGUACAGUGCUGUUAAUGAACCAGAGAUGAAAGCACAGUAAAAGGAAAAAUAUGUGACAGAAGAAUUUAAAAAGCAACUUGACUAUAAAAAAAACUUUAUUUGCCUCAACUUAACAAAACUACAUAUAAUGGAGUGGCUGUACAAUAAGUUCACAUAGAUGGGCUGAGUUCUGAGAUUACCUUGUUGGGCCACAUCAUAAGGAUUUCAGAUAUCUGUAAAUAUCAGAGAAGAUGGUGCUGACAACCACUACUGGCACCUUAAUAAUUUAUGUUUGUACAAAGAGAAUAAGAAAAGUGAACGACAUGCCUUGGAGACAGUCUGUGUGACGUCAGAAGGCUGACAGUGAUCUUUAAGACAGUUUACCCCCAUUGUUACAGGCAGCAGGAGCUGCUUGACCUUUUCUCACUGUUCAUCAUUCGCACUGCUUCAUUUCACAUUGGAGGAACAGGAGAAGAAAAGCUUGGACGCUGUUGUGCCGGCGCUUGGCGACAGCCUGGUGGAGACGGCGGGCACGGCAACGGCGCUGGAUGGUGGUCAGCUGGGGACCACGGCACCACACGACGACCUCACAGAGAUGUUAAAGGACUCGGACAGAGCCAACCGUGAUCUGAAUGAGGCCAGUGUCAAGGCUGAAACUCUACCCGACAUGAAGGAAGAAAUCAAGUCGGACCUCGAACAGAAGACCAUCGAGUCGGUGCCAAACUCAAAUAAGAUGACGAACGGAGAAACUGAUACCAGUAAGGUGAAGGCCGAAGGAAGUCCCACCACCACAACCACCACCACCACCACAACGAAAUCACACAAGGCACAUCCUAAUAAAAAAUUGAAAAGCGAGAAUGGGCCGAAUUCGGACAGUGUCGGUAAGAUGGGGGCUGGUCCCCACCAGACAAUGAUGUCCAUGUCGAUGGAGCCGCCAUUCAUGCAGCAGCAGAGUCAGAUCUUUGUGUUCUCCACUGGACUCGCCAACAAGGCGGCCGAGAUGGUGCAGCAGGGCCAGUACAAGUCCAUGCUGGGCUACCACAUGGACCAGCCCAACACCAAGAAGUUCCUGCAGGUACUUAAAUACACCAAAUCUCAGAUGUCUCGAUCUGGUCAAAUGUGCUAUGGCAUCAGAAAUCCCACCCCUCAGAUGAUGAAGGGUCAGCCACCCAUGGGAGGUUUUGGACCAAAUCCUGCAUCCAGCAUUGCCCAGUGGGUCCAGCAGCAGAAUAUCAACCUGGAGGAACAGGGCAUGAACAUGAACAUGCCCAAUAUGAACUCUCAUGGACCUUUCCCUCAGGGCAGUCCCAGAAUGAUGGGCUGGUCACCUCAUGGUCCCAAUCCCAUGGGACCCAACAUGCAAAUGAUGCCAGAUUUUGAUGAUUUCGGACCAGGAGGCCCUAUGAAUGUUAACUUGUUACGGAGUAAAGUACCAAAUGAAAACUUGACUCCAAUACAGCUUCAAAGGAGAGAGGAGCAUUUAGCAAAAAUACGCAAAAUUUCACAAAUGUUGCUUCCAGAAGAACAUCGUGGAGGUGUGAUGGGACCCCAGCACAUGGGUCCUCAGCAGUGUGGUCCCGGAAGGGGUCCUGGGCCAGGUGGUCCCAUGAUGCCGGACGGAAUGCAUCCCAUGUUUCAGCAGGGCAUGAUGUCACCACCGGGUAUGAUGGAACAGACUAUGGGUCAGUCUCAAAGCAUGAUGGCAUCUCCGCACGGAAUGAUGUCUUCGCAGCAGCAAUUCAUGAUGUCACAACAGGGUAUGCCACAGUUUGGACCUCAGCCUCAGAACAUCAAUCCUGCCCAGCGAGAGUGGAUGAGGCUGCAGGAGGAAUUCUAUAAUGAACAGAGACAGCGGCAGAUGCAGAUGAAUCCAAACAUUGAUCCAAACUCUGCUCAAGGACCACCACCAUCAUAUCUGACAUCGAUUGCUCAAAAACGGCAAGGGGUGAUGAGAAUGGGCAGAUCUACCUCUCCAAACCUUAAUGGACCGCCAAUGCAUGGACAAAGUCCAGAGCAUGACCCACUGAUGUUCCCUGGCCCUAUGGGACCAAGACAUCCUCUUUCACCUAUGGAUCCGACAGGCAUGGUGCCCGGAUUCAGUUCACCCAUGCAUCCUCAUGCCGGUGGUCUUGAUCCAAAUAUGAUGCCAAACAUGCCUGGGAAGAAUGGCCCUGAUAUGAUACCCCCUUCAUCCAUGACUAAUAUGAAAGCUCCACCACAUGUGUCGUUACAUCGAGUUGGAAAUCCUGAACAAUUUCAACCUGAAAUUCCUGGUGUUAAUUCAGGUCCUGUUGGGUCAUCGAAUAAUGCUUUAAAUAGUAAACCACCACCUAGUUAUGCACAGGCUCAGAAAAGGAAAAGAGACGAUUUAGAUGAAAUCUAUAAAAAUUUACAACCGACACCUUCUCCACAGCAAAUAAACUAUUUAAAUCAGUUUGAAGGACAAGAAUUGACUAUAACAAAACAGUUGAAUACUGCGUACAGAGAAACAAAUAGUGCUGGUGAUCCGCAGUUAAACCACUUUCAACACAAUCAAGUUCAUUCGCCAAUGCAUGGACCAAAUUCAAAUAAGGAACCCAUGUCAAACUCCAGCCAGACGUCAAGUGUUGGUCCGUUGUCAAGUCCUGGUCCUAUGCCAGGUCCCUCACCCCUUUCAGGUCCUCAUAUGUCUGGUGCCAAUAUGAGAUUAUCCCAUUACGAUCCCCCCUCUAGCAGUGUCAUAACGAGUGCCCCAACCACACCAACUGUCAAAGCAUCCAUGUCAAACAUCACAUCAGCUAGUUUGGCUAAUUUAGCAAAGGGUGUUGAACAUUUGUCUAAUCAGAUGCAGCAGAAUAUGAUGCAGGGAGGACCCUUUCAUAGUAUUCAGAUUCAGAAUCAGAUGGGCAAUAACUCUUCUCAGAGUGGCAGCCAGCCGCCACAAACGCAGCAACAACAACCACAGCAACAUCCAAAUCCACAACAUUCACAGCAGCAGCAACAACAACAGCAGCAGCAGCAGCAACAGCAGUCUCAAUCUCAUGUUCAGCAGCAUCCUCCGACAUCACUUUCUCAGCAGAUUCCUGGAAGUUCCAUUGCACAUUCUCAGUCAACACCUAGUAUUAAUAACACGUAUGUCAAUGCAACAAUGUCAAUACAGCAGUUGAACAUUCAGACGAACAAUCCAGGAAGCCAGGGAUACAAUCCAUCAAUGCAAGUACAGCAAAUGAACAGUGAUACACACAUGUCUUCAUCAGGACCAGGUCCGCCACAUCCUAGCGGUCCAGGUGGGAUGCCUCAUGGACCAGGCAUGCCAUCAGGACCUGGAGGAAUGCAGCAAACACAACAAGUUUCUAUGUCACAUUCUCAGAUGCUGGGAGGUCCUUCACCUGUAGGCCCAGGUCCCGGGGUAAUGAAUCACGGUGGACCAGGUAUGGGGCCAAAUGGUGGUCCUGCCAUGGGUCCAGCUGCUAUGGGCCCUGCAGGUCCUCCUGGAAUGGUUCCUGGUGGUUCAGCACCUAUGACAUCUCAGGGUAUGGGUCCAGGACCUGGUGGUCUUCCUAUGGGUCCUGGAAAAUCACCACAGUUUCCGAGCCCAAACCACGGAGGCAUCACAAGCCAGCCAAGUCCUAUGAUGCCGCAGGGUGGUGCUCCGGGUGGCAGAAUGACCUCUCCUGGAUUUUCACCGAACUCGGUGGGCAACGCCAGUGUUCAGAUUCAACCAAAAGCACCCAAUACAAUACAGUACUUGCCAGCCAACCCUCCAGCCUCUCAGGCCAGCAUGCCAGGACCAAAACGCUCAAUAGAAAUGGAAUACAUGCAGAGGUUUGCCGCACCACUGACAAAUUUGGAAGGAAAAAAUCCCACAUCCACGUUGCAGUAUUUCCCAACAAACUCUGGUCCAAACAUGAAAUUGUCUGGCAUGGGAGAGGCGCCUUUCCCCAACCAGCAGAUGACAAUGCAGCAGCAGCAAUCUAUGAUGAUACACAGAGGCAACACACCUGAUUUCCCUCCAGGCAUGGGACCCCCAGAUGGCAUGCCACCACAGAUGGCCAACAUGCUUCAACAGAUGGAAGGGGCUGGUGCUUCAAUGGGACAGAUGAACAAAAUGGCCAACAUGGCCAACAUGGGAAUGAUGGAUGGGCCAAAUCAUAUGUCUCCCAUGAACAAUAACAUCCCUCCUGAAGCCAUGCUUGCCAUGCAGGGUGGAAUGGGUCCAAAUGGCCCCGGGAUGGGUGCCAUGAACUUUGGCCCUGGCGGUUCCAUGGGUAGCAUGUCACCUCUGGAAAUGAGGGGUGGAAUGGGUAAUGGACACACUGGGGGUCAGGGCUUCAUGCCAAACGGACAGUCUGUUGGUGGUGGUGCAGGUGGCAUGAUGCAGAGUCACCACAUGCAAAUGCAAGGACACGGCGGCAUGCCUGGAAUGCCCAUGCAGGGGCCAGGCAUGCCUAGGCAACAUAAUCCGAAUUCUGUGCGAAUGCCGGGAAAUCCGAACAUGAUGUUGGGAGGACCUCAGAAUUACAAUGUACAGUAUCAGCAAUUUCAGCAACAGUUAUAUUCACAGACUAGACCUAGGCAAAUGUCUCCUAUGAGUGGUAUGAUGGGAAGCCCAGGACAGCCAUAUAUGCCCAAUAUGCCAUAGAUAUAGGUGUAUAAUAUAUAUGUGCCAUGUGUUGUCUGUUUUGUGAUAAGGAUUUAAGGCAUAAGCUCAAGCAUUUAAAAAAAUACAGUUUCAUACAGCUCAAGGCAGCGUCUCAGGAAAAGUGAAUAGAGAAAGAAAAAUAACAAAAACAAGCAGUAUUCAGGUUUUGUGUGUUGCUGUGGCAACUGUGGAGAAACAAAUGCUGAUUAAUUGAGUUGUGGUUUAGCUGUUGAGAUUUUCGCCUGGAUUACAAAUUCACUUCACCUUCCAUGGAUCAUAGCAUAUUUUUAAUAAUCUACUACGAUAGGUAACCUAUGACAUAUUUUGUGCUAAAAUUCUGUAUUGUUUUUGUUUUUUCACUAGCGUGAUUCUCACAUGACUAAUGCUAACUGUAAAAUUAGUGAUUAUUGCUCAAGAAAGUUAAGAUUUUUUUUUUUGUCACACUGUUAGACCAUAUCAUCGCACCUGGAAGCUGGUGUUUGAAUAAUCUUGAGUGCACACACAUACACACCACACACUCACUAACUGCCAUUUGUUAUGACUUACUUCAAGUGUCAUACACUGGCAUUUUUUCAAGUGUGUCCGUAUUUGUCGAUCCAUGUCAAAUUGACAGUCCCAUUUGGGAAAAUAUUUUAUACGUAACAUGUGAGACAUGAACUUUUGUAGAACAAUAUGUUGCAUUUGUGUUCACAAAUGGAACAGUCCUCAUAAUCGGUGACAGAACGAAUUUGUGAUCAUGUUUUCCAUGCAACUGUACUGGCAUUAUCAUACUAGGUUUUAGGCUUGCAUGGGAGGUAAGUGGGUGGAGUUUAUACAAAAAAUUUAAAGAUCAAUUCUAAUAGGCUGUAAUUUGAAAAACUAGUUUUUGCAAUAUCUCCUGCCAGUUGUUUGGUUUAAUUAAGGGACACAAAUGUCUUUCUAUCAAGCUGCUUCGGACAGUUUACAACUGUUUGAUAAAUUUCAAAAUGAAAUAAGAUUGAGUUUGGAUUUUAUGUUUUGUUUUUUAAUCCAAUGAAAUGAAAUUAAUAUGUUUAUACAAUAUAGUUUUAGCCCCUGACAAAAGUUAUCUAUCAGAAAUGAUCUCACCGAGGAUUUGAAUUUUUAUACAUUAUUAACUAAAAAAACAAGGGGUCGUAUUUACAAAGCCUGGUUUUGUUUUCUUAAGUGCAGUGCCCAGUUGUUCAAAUCAUGGUUAAAUUAGCACUGCGUCAAUCUAAUAUUUUCUUUUAAUGAUUUUUUCCACAAAUAUGAAAUACACAUUAGAUUUGAUUGUUUAUGGAUACCUUUGGAUGUUCUAAAUUAAGUUUCAACAUGUUUUCAAACAUUAUUUGUAUUGAUUCAUUCACUGGUUUUGAAAAUUUCUGUUAACCACUGGUUAACCAACAUUUGAACAACAAACUCCAGGUACUUCAGCAUUGCAAUAUAUAUGUACAUGUGUGUACGGCAAAAUCAGGCAUUGUAAAUUCAGCCUAACAUGUUUUCUAUGGUACUUAAUUAUAAUUAUGCAGAGGUUAUAUCAUUUCGGUUAAUAGUUAACUAAUUUCAUUUCAUCAUCAUUAUCAUAUUUAUAUGUAGUUGUGUUCAUGCAAUAUUUUUUCAUCUAGAGGUAAGAAAACUUUAGUUAAACUUAUUUAUUUUAGUGUUAUAUUCCGUGUACUAAUUAAAACCCUUCACAUUCCACUUCAGUCCUUAUUGACUCGUAUUUGUCAGGACAGAUAUUGUAAAAACACAGGGAUGGAAUUGGCCACUAUUUAGUCACAAAUGUGACCAUGAUUUAUUUGAUGGUAUCUUAAAGGAAACAUGUCACGUAAACCAUAUUUGGCACCAACCAUGUACAAUUAAUUAUAAAUUGAAUCACCUAAAAAAAUAAUUUAUAAAAAAUUAAUUACUUAAAAUAUCUCCAUAA
Gigantopelta aegis is the source of this 6901-nucleotide messenger RNA. RefSeq names its product trithorax group protein osa-like. The transcript is spliced from 10 exons. NCBI's taxonomy places the organism in Eukaryota, Metazoa, Mollusca, Gastropoda, Neomphalida, Peltospiridae. The coding region runs from base 970 to 4995 and encodes 1341 amino acids. The record is from RefSeq and is a predicted model, not a curated record.